GACAAUUUACGCGUCGCGUCAGCGCGUCUUCCAGCGCACAUUUCUCCCCACCACCCCCGCCUCCGUUUCUGCCCAACAGGAAACCAACCCUUUUUGACUGGAGGAACAUUACCCCAAUCCCACAACCAUGACGACCGGUACUCCCUUCGACCCCAUCGUGCCCACCGUCCCAACAUCGCCGCCAGCAAAGCGCAUCAAGACUGACGGCCCCGCCCUCAUAACCAACGAAACCAUGGCGUCCCCGGCACUGCUCAUCAAGAAGCUCUCAGACAAGGCCCGGCUCCCGACCCGUGGCAGCGCUUUCGCAGCGGGCUACGACCUCUUUGCCGCACGCCCCACCACCAUCCCGGCGCGGGGCAAGGCGCUCGUCGACACCGACAUCAGCAUGUCUCUGCCGGCGGGGACCUACGGCCGCAUCGCCCCCCGAUCGGGCCUCGCCGCCAAGCACUUCAUCGACACCGGGGCGGGCGUCAUCGACGCCGACUACCGCGGGCCCGUCAAGGUGCUGCUGUUCAACCACAAUGAGGCUGAUUACGCGGUGGAGGAGGGCGACCGGGUCGCGCAGCUCAUCAUCGAGCGCAUCUACACGCCCGAGGUGGUCGAGGUGCAGGAGCUGGAGGAGAGCGUGCGGGGUGCCGGCGGGUUCGGGAGCACGGGGACGAACUAGAUAGACUAGGCUGUGGUUGUGUUGUGUUGUGGUGUGUUUUGGUUUGGUAUGACAUGGUAUAACAUGAUAUAGAUCGGAUAGGCGGGU
Chaetomium fimeti is the source of this 754-nucleotide messenger RNA. Its product is annotated as dUTP pyrophosphatase. Gene Ontology annotation, biological process: dUTP catabolic process; dUMP biosynthetic process. The record is from RefSeq and is a predicted model, not a curated record. NCBI's taxonomy places the organism in Eukaryota, Fungi, Ascomycota, Sordariomycetes, Sordariales, Chaetomiaceae. Gene Ontology annotation, molecular function: dUTP diphosphatase activity; magnesium ion binding. Bases 128 to 667 code for a protein of 179 amino acids. The transcript has 2 exons.